Microsporum canis CBS 113480 is the source of this 951-nucleotide messenger RNA. RefSeq lists its product as hypothetical. The transcript has a single exon. The coding region runs from base 1 to 951 and encodes 316 amino acids. The record is from RefSeq and is a predicted model, not a curated record. NCBI's taxonomy places the organism in Eukaryota, Fungi, Ascomycota, Eurotiomycetes, Onygenales, Arthrodermataceae.
AUGUCACCUUCAGCCAGCCUAUCAGGGAACCCAGACCCAGUACCUCACUCCCCAGGGUGUUCGGCUAUCUCAAGAUGUGUCUCACCGCGUGCGGAGGAGCUAGUUCAACUGUUGGACCAUUUUAGCUCGUUUUGUGUACUAGAUGCGAAGUCACCUAGUAACGCAGUUAUCGCAGCAUCUAAGGACAUAUAUUCCGCGGGCGGACGUGGAGAACAAUUCCCACUGAAUAUUAAGGUCCUUGAAGAAGAAUCCUGUCCUGUUGUUUCAGGGUUCGAUGAUCACGGGAAUAAUGUUUCAUAUCUUAUCAUCGCUACGAAGUUAUAUACUGCAAAGUCAGGGAAAUUCCAGCUAUUUCUCGCUACUCUUCUUGAUAUCACAGACUUUCUGCAUGCUGUUACACUCGAAGACUUGGAACUAAGACGAUAUCCUGGGACACUUGAUAACGGUCGUGGGGGUUUAUCUAGCAUCCCUUCUCGACUCAAUCUCGACGCCGCAGAUAUCACCGAUACCUCGCUAAAGGCCAUGGACGAGAACAAAGGAACGGAAGUACGACUAAGCCAAAGCCCGACGAGCAUGAGCCCAUCUCAAACAAUAGAACAACUGCUUUCAGAGUUUAGCGCCGAACUCCUCUAUCUUUACAAAGAUACUUUCAUUCUAGCGAGAUCGCCUCAAGACAACACGUUAUACAAAAUUUCUCACGUCUCUCGCUCACUGUAUGCGGAGGGUGAAUAUAUCCACAGCCAUUUAAAACACACUCCAACAGACAAAAUGCAGUUACUCAGUGAACAUUUGGGAAAGGACUGUCGAUUUGAUCUGGUUGUCAACUGGGGAGACUCUGGUGUAGAGAAACGACUAUAUUGUGCUCCGAUUUAUUACAGCUCUUCGUGGGACUGGGUUUGUACGAUGACUGAUAUAGAUGUUCCGUAUCUUUGGCACCGGAAGAAGUCUUAA